UACAGCUCGAAUUUGUGUUAACCAAUCUUUACUGUCGUUUCCAAAAUGUCCAGAAAUAGAGAUUCCACUCGGUUUAGAAAAGUUGACGUCGAUGGGUACGAUGAGAACAAGUUUGUGGAUGAGGAGGACAGAGGAGAGAACCAGGGCGGUCUGGACAGACAAUAUCCUCUAACUUGGAUUUACUCUUCACCAAUUUCACCAACUUUUGGGAUUCUGGCGUGUGUGUGUGUGUGUGCGUGCGUGCGUGCGUGCAUGUGUGUGCUUUUACACUUGUGUGUGCGAGCUGAGCUGCUCGUGGUCAAGGUGCUGAGCAGUUUUAAGAGCAGUGACACUGAGAAGGCCGUGAGCUCACUGGACAGAGCCGGAGUGGACCUGCUGAUGAAAUACAUCUACAGAGGCUUUGAGAAACCCUCUGACAACAGCAGUGCUGUGCUGCUGCAAUGGCAUGAAAAGGCUCUAGCAGUGGGAGGAGUGGGCUCUAUAGUUAGAGUCCUGACUGCCAGGAAGACUACAAGACCACCAGAGAUGAGUGCAGGACAAGCCUCUUCUUUUUCUGGAUAUGAUUCCUGUAUAUUUUUUGACCGAAGCUCAGUGUCUUCCUAAUGCACUUCUUUUUUUUUUCUGCAUUCACUAUUAGUCACACUUCCGGGACUUAGAAGUGCUGGCAGUCAGACAGAGAGGUGCUGGCACCCCUAGCUGUCUAUGUUUGGCAGCCAUGCAGAGAAAACAGACACACUGGCUUGAAAGCAGCUCUCCAUGCUCCCUUCAAACUGCUUCACAGCUGCUCUGAUGCCUCUGCUGGCUCACUGUAACCCCUCUGCCCCUCGACUACACUUCUCUCCUCCUCUGAACCCUCUGAGUCAUCCAGGUUGAGGGAACAGAACAGAUUAUUUUGGAAGAACUGUCAUAGACUGAUGACCUGUCCAGGGUGUCUCCCUGCCUUUUACCUUGUGCAUGCUGGGAUUGGAGUUCUUUUUCCCCCAUAUGAUUAUAACUGUUUUGUUUCUACUUGUACCAUAUUGUUGUGUGUAUCAAGGCAUUGGGGUUGUACUGCUCGUGUUGUUUUUUUUUAUAUAUCAGAAAUGAAAAACAAAAAAAAAGUGUUAAACCUGAUUAUUCACUGGUUGUUUCUUAACAAAAAAAGUCAGUGUAAUUAGGGCAAUAAAUGUAACAUUUUAACAUUGAGUUUCAGCCUACAGUAUGUCUAGUUCAGUGAAAGGUAAAGUCAGCCUAGAUUCUGCUUCAAGCACGUUAGUUGUAAUGUAUCAUUCUGUGUGGUUGGUAGACCUGUAUCUACAUCAACAGUGACAAACAAACACUUCAUAAUCUGAUAUUUUUCAUGAAUAUGACCUCAGAUGUUUUUAGGAUGAAAUGGACUGUAUACUUCUGCUUGGUAUAGAUCACCAGUAAAUCAAUCACUUGAUCUGUCAAUCAACCAAAGUUGUUUAAAGACACAGCCAGAAUUUAAAGGUAGAUUCAAAACUACACAGGGCUGCAUAAUUGCCACUAGACUGUCAGAAGUGAGUUGACAGACACAGUGUGGAGGAGGAAAUGUAGCAAACCCAGUGCUGGCAUACAGUGAUAGCUCCAGCUGAAACUAGGCAGGGCUCUACUACUAGACAAUCUCUUCACCAAUGUUUCGUCUUCACAUUCUGUUGUCUGUUCUGGUCAGGUCGUUUUUGGGGAUGUUUUAAAGAGAAAUAAAUAAAGAGAUAUAUAUUGCUCCUUGAAUCUCCUGCUGAAAACUGCCCUUUAUGGUUCUGAAUCCAACUUUAUCAUUUCCCAUAGUAAAAAAAAGUCUGUUGACUAUGGAAAGAAAAACUGAAAUGUUUUUCUACUAAUAGGUGAUUAAAAGUAAGUCCAUAGUUUGUGAUUUAGAGGGCAGACAAUAGUAGAAAAGGGCUGGCACCAUGUGCUCCAAUGUUGAACAAACAGAUUCAGGUUUAUUUUCUGAACAUGAAGAUGCAAUAUACAGUUCACACACAGACAGCUAAUCAGACACCAAAUGAGACGGGGGACACUUCACUGAGUUGAGGUUCGAGCAGUUGACCUCUGACAGGCUCCUAUCCGGGCAGUUUAGUUUGUCAAACUUUCUCAGUUAAGAUUCUCAUGGGGUUAACUGACAUGGCACAAUAACAAGUAAAACAAUAACUGUAU
Messenger RNA from Acanthopagrus latus (yellowfin seabream), 2157 nucleotides. Its product is annotated as actin-related protein 2/3 complex subunit 5-like. NCBI's taxonomy places the organism in Eukaryota, Metazoa, Chordata, Actinopteri, Spariformes, Sparidae. Gene Ontology annotation, biological process: Arp2/3 complex-mediated actin nucleation; cell migration; regulation of actin filament polymerization. Gene Ontology annotation, molecular function: actin filament binding. The record is from RefSeq and is a predicted model, not a curated record. Gene Ontology annotation, cellular component: actin cytoskeleton; cytoplasm; Arp2/3 protein complex. The transcript has 3 exons. Bases 46 to 603 code for a protein of 185 amino acids.